This is a messenger RNA of Lampris incognitus (smalleye Pacific opah), 2478 nucleotides long. RefSeq names its product solute carrier family 35 member A5 (gene slc35a5). Bases 244 to 1584 code for a protein of 446 amino acids. The record is from RefSeq and is a predicted model, not a curated record. Gene Ontology annotation, biological process: pyrimidine nucleotide-sugar transmembrane transport. Gene Ontology annotation, cellular component: Golgi membrane. Gene Ontology annotation, molecular function: pyrimidine nucleotide-sugar transmembrane transporter activity. The transcript is spliced from 11 exons. Lineage: Eukaryota; Metazoa; Chordata; Actinopteri; Lampriformes; Lampridae.
GACGGACAACAGAACAGUAAGACAGAAAGAAGUCCAUCUGGAAACACAGCUCCUGUGUGAGGUUUUAGUUUGACUCGUUCCGUUACUGUUCCUUGUGUGGGACAACGCCAGUGAACCAGAAGGACAGGAAGGAGACUGGGAGAGGACAGGACCACGGAUACUGAAUGACCCACCAGCCCACGGCUCUGGAUGUGCACCAGCAGGUUUCGACGUGAGAGGACCGGGUGAGCGUCAGUGCCGACCAUGGUCUGCUGCCGUCCAAACCCCCGGCCCUGUCUGCGGUCGUCGGUCUACACGCUGGCCCUCGGUCUGGGCUUUGUGGUGCUGGGGACCAGCCGCAUACUGCUGCUGAAAUUCUCUGCAAAUGCAGAGAACAAGUACGACUUCCUCCCCGCUUCUGUCAAUCUGCUGGCCGAGGCCCUCAAACUGCUCUUCUGUCUGCUCAUGUCGCUCAGGGUCGUAGUGCGAGAGGGUCGCUCACGUAAGGAACUGGGCUGCUCCUCCUCCGCUCCUCCGUCUCUUGGGUUCCUGAAGUGGUCCGUCCCAGCUUUCCUCUACUUCCUGGAUAACCUCAUCAUCUUCUAUGUCAUCAGCUACAUGCAGCCUGCCAUGGCCGUGCUGUUCUCCAACUUCGUCAUCCUGACCACGGCUCUGCUCUUCAGGCUGGUUUUAAAGAGGCGUCUGUCCUGGGUCCAGUGGGCGGCGCUUGUCAUCCUCUUCCUGUCCAUCAUCUCUCUGACAACAGGUUCAGGAGACAGCAAGCAGUCUGUUGCCCUGCCGGGACUCCACAGCCACCCGUUUCUCAUCCCAACCAACUCCUGCCAGCUCUACACACAGCUGAUGGAGCAGAUGAACAAUAGCAGAGAUCUGGAUUUAAAGACCACCAUCCUGUCAUGUCCUGUACUGCUUCACCUCAGCUACGGCGACUCCUGGAUGUUGGCUAUGCCCGGACAGGCCUGGAGAGACAAGCUGGUGGGGAGGCUUCGCACUCUGGGCUUCGGCCACAUCCUUCUGGUCCUGCAGUGCUUCAUCUCGUCCAUGGCCAACAUCUACAACGAGAAGAUCUUCAAGGAAGGAGACCAGCUCACUGAGAGCAUCUUCAUCCAAAACAGCAAACUGUAUACAUUCGGUCUGGUGUUCAACGCCCUGACCUUGGCGCUGGGCAGGGAAGCACGUGGCAUCACCCUGCACUGUGGUCUCUUCCAUGGACAUAACAUCUACUCCAUAGGCCUCGUGUUUGUCACUGCUGCUCUGGGUCUGUCUGUUGCCUUCAUACUCAAGUUCCGGGACAACAUGUUUCACGUCCUGACGGGUCAGAUCACCACGGUGUUGGUCACCGCCCUGUCCCUUCUCCUCUUCAACUUCCGCCCAUCCCUGGACUUCUUCCUGCAGGCGCCCGUGGUGCUCCUGGCCAUCUUCGUGUACAACGCCAGUCGACCCAAAGACCCGGAGUACAGCCUGCAGCGGGAGAAGCUCCGCGUCAUCAACGGGGAGGUGUUUGAGAGGUCCAGAGGGGAUGGCGAGGAGCUGGAGAGGUUAACCAAACCCAACACAGACAGCGAAUCAGAAGAGGAGUCUUUUUAGAGCUGAGCGACUUCAUGAUGAGGAAGCAACUUGUGAUGGGAGUUUUAAUUCCUCUUCUGGUCCAGGUAUAUGUCUGCUGUGAAAUGGACUUUUAUCCCCCUGGACAUCUCGGUGUGACUCGGACUGUUUCUCACUCCAUGACAUUCCUCGGGAUGGAUCACAGUAAUGAAGUGCAGCUUUUGGGGUUGUUGUGGCUCUGAGCUGAGCUCUAUGCAACUGUUAUGUCAUGAUGACACAAACUAAGAUUGUACAUGAUUCUGAAAUAUGCCUGUCUGUUUGAGGAGGCUGUAGUGAAUGUGUCGCAGUGACCGUGAAUGUGUCGCAGUGACGGAUCAGUGUGCGAUGAAGUAACUGUCGUUCUGUGUAGAAAGGUGAAAGCACAAGGGUCUUUUUAUUAAUAGGAUUUAUUUAUUGAGGUUUGAUACCGCACACAGAAAAAUUAUUUUCUGUGGCUACGUGAUUGCAGGGAGGCAGUCCGAAGGAUUUGUUAUUACCACCUUCAGAACGUCGCCGGUUCCAUGAUUGUAUGAUUUGUCUGAUGUCGGUGUUGACCAGAUGGACGUCCUCAGUUAAAGCACAACUCACAAUGCAGCAGUCUGAUGUCCUGGACGACUGUCAAAUCUUUGCCAUUUACGUCCCCCUCUGUCCUCUACUGUUAUUUCAGGUCAGCACCUGUGAGUGCAGAAAUGAAUUUCUGGACUAAACGCUACAGAAUGCAUUCUGGUAGCAUUCAUUGCAUGAAUGGUAGGACAAUGAUCCGUGAAUUUUAUGUCAGGUAACAUUCCACUGUGUUACCUAGAAGAAGGAACGUUGUCUGUGCAACACACCCUAAAAUUGGUGGUUUAUUUGAAUUCCAACAAGGUUAAAUAAUACAUAUUUCCAGAUAUAUACACA